Messenger RNA from Penicillium expansum, 2874 nucleotides. Its product is annotated as PCI/PINT associated module. The coding region runs from base 1 to 2874 and encodes 957 amino acids. Gene Ontology annotation, biological process: ubiquitin-dependent protein catabolic process. Lineage: Eukaryota; Fungi; Ascomycota; Eurotiomycetes; Eurotiales; Aspergillaceae. Gene Ontology annotation, molecular function: structural molecule activity. Gene Ontology annotation, cellular component: proteasome regulatory particle, lid subcomplex. The record is from RefSeq and is a predicted model, not a curated record. The transcript has 5 exons.
AUGUCAUCCAAGGUCUCGCCACGGAUCCAAGAAGUCCGAGAUCUGGUGAAGGAAGAUCCCUCGAAAGCAGCAACCAGUUACCAGAAGAUCCUCUCAGAGGGCCCCGGAUCUACAGAGGCCUCUUCACGAGACUAUGAACAGGCUUUGAUUGGACUGGGCGAGUUGCAUCGGGAUGCGAAGAAGCCACAGGAGAUCGCGGACCUCAUCAAGACCAGCCGUGACACCUUCUCGUCAUUUGCCAAAGCCAAGACAGCCAAGCUGGUCCGUCAACUUCUGGAUCUGAUUAGCGAAAUCCCCAACACACUCGAACUCCAAGGCAACGUUAUCCAAUCAUGCAUAGAAUGGGCUAUUGCCGAGCGGCGAUCGUUCCUUCGCCAGGCCCUUCAAGCUCGACUCGUUGCCAUCUAUAUGCAGAAGCAAUCCUAUUACGAUGCACUCACUCUUAUCAACUCUCUUCUCCGUGAGCUGAAGCGCCUGGAUGAUAAGCUUAUGCUGGUGGAAGUACAACUACUUGAGUCGCGUGUGUACCAUGCCCUAGGCAAUCAGGCCAAGGCGCGUGCUGCUCUGACGGCAGCACGCACAUCGGCAGCCUCCGUUUACACGCCGCCGAACCUGCAGGCCGGUCUGGAUAUGCAGAGCGGCAUGCUCCACGCCGAAGACAAGGACUUCACCACUUCAUACUCUUAUUUCAUUGAGGCACUUGAGGGCUACAGCUCGCUCGAUGAGGGAGAUCUGGCCACGGCGACAUUGCAGUACAUGCUUCUGUGCAAAAUCAUGCUGAACUUGGUGGAUGAUGUCACACAGCUGCAAGGCUCGAAACAAGCGCAAAAGUAUGCCAGUCCACGCCUAGAGGCAAUGAAGGCCGUGGCACGGGCACAUGCCAACCGGUCUUUGGAAGAGUACGAGAAGGCUCUUUCGGACUACAGAUACGAACUGGGCAGCGAUGUAUUCAUCCGAAACCACCUCCGUCGUCUUUACGAUGCCAUGCUGGAACAGAACUUGAUCAAGGUCAUUGAGCCCUUCAGCCGGGUCGAGCUAGACCACAUUGCAAAGAUGGUUGGGUUGGACACACAGCAGGUCGAAAGGAAGUUGUCUCAAAUGAUCUUGGACAAGGUGAUCAUCGGUGUAUUGGACCAGGGCUCGGGGUGUCUGAUUGUGUACGAUGAGACGGAACGUGACCAAGCUUACGAUGCUGCACUGGAGACAAUCGAAAAGCUCGGUAACGUGAACAGAAAGUUUUGUCCUCUCGACUAUGUUGUUCGCGAUCGUCCGAAAAGGGUAAAGCGCGACGGGCAAAAGAAUCGCGACCUCGCAUCUCCGACAUCUCGCAUCUUUCCCCCCCCCAUCCGUCAUCCUCCCACCACCGUUUCGGUGCUUAAUUUCUCCAUAAUGCAAGCUCCAAUGCAACAGCACUAUUCUCGGGCUAUGCCCCCAAAUGCUCAGCGAUCUCCAGCCGCGCCCCGUCGCCCCCCAGGGCCAGGUGGCGCAGUACCUGUUCCAAUGCCACAGCACGCUGUUGCCCCCCAAUACAUGGCCUCACGUCCCAUGCCCCACCCCAAUGAUGCUGCCCUUCGGCGCAGCCGCAAGCCGACCGACAGGAACCUCCCCGACGGCAUUGAAGACGUGAUCAUCGGCGAGGGUGUUCAGCAGUAUAAAAACCUUCGCGACUUGGAAAAGCGAUUGGAUGCCGCUGUUGUGCGGAAGAGACUGGAUAUCCAAGACUCUAUCAAUAAAACAGUCAAGAAGUAUCGGACUAUGCGCAUCUGGAUCUCUAAUACUGUCGAAAACCAGCCAUGGCAAGGCCCAGGCAACAACCCAGGCUCCGGUCGCUACAAAGUGCGCAUCGAAGGACGUCUGCUAGACGAUGAAACUGACCCUACGGUCCCCGACGAGGACGAGAAAGACGAAGAUGCGAUGGACCACGAUGGAGCUGAGGAGGAUAAGGCGAAGAAAUCCGAAUCCAAGAGCCAGCCCCAGCGCUUCUCGCAUUUCUUCAAGGCUAUCACCAUCGACUUCGACAAGCCCGUCUCGGCAAUCCCCGACGAGGUCAAGCCGGUUAACUGGUCUAAACCAAACACACACUCCAACACACCUGCGCCCCCGAGUGCCGAAUUUGACAGUCUACAGUUCUCCCGAGCCUCACAGGACAACCUGAAUGUCACCAUCAGCCUUGUCCGGGACGAAAUCCCAGAGCGAUACAAGUUGAGCAAGGAGCUGGCUGAGGUUCUGGAUGUCGAAGAGGAGACCCGGAGUGGAAUUGUUCUCGGAAUCUGGGACUACAUCCGCGCCAUGGAAUUGCAGGAAGACGAGGAGAAGCGACAAGUGCGCUGUGAUCAUCGUCUACGCUCGAUCUUUGGCCGGGAGCAAAUGUUCUUCCCCCAGAUCCCUGAAAGCGUCGGUCCUCACACCAGCCCAAUGGAACCAAUCAAGCUUCCCUAUACCAUUCGCGUUGACGAAGAGUUCCACGGCGACCCAACGCCGACUAUCUACGAUAUCCAGGUCGCAGUUGAAGAUCCGCUACGCACCAAGAUGAUGGCUCUCACUCAGAACCCAGCGUACACAAGUGGCCUACGCCAGAUCUCCUCGCUUGAUGACCAAGUUGCUUUGAUUGUCCAGGCUCUUACACACUCCCGUGCCCGCCACUCAUUCUAUACUGCUCUGAGCAAGGACCCGGCCAAUUUUGUUCGUCGCUGGAUCAGCUCUCAGCGCCGUGAUCUCGAGACUAUCAUGGGCGAAGCUACCCGUGGAGGUGGUGAGGAUGGUAGCGGACCUGAGUUCCGUUAUGGCGGCGUUGAUGGCCCCUGGGACUCUGAGGUUGCUAAGGAAGCUGUGCGGUACAUGCUGGCUAAACCCGAAGCUGCGGCAGCUCGGUAG